Messenger RNA from Nothobranchius furzeri (turquoise killifish), 1632 nucleotides. RefSeq names its product cellular retinoic acid binding protein 2, b (gene crabp2b). Gene Ontology annotation, molecular function: retinoic acid binding; fatty acid binding. The record is from RefSeq and is a predicted model, not a curated record. Gene Ontology annotation, biological process: fatty acid transport. Lineage: Eukaryota; Metazoa; Chordata; Actinopteri; Cyprinodontiformes; Nothobranchiidae. Gene Ontology annotation, cellular component: cytosol; nucleus.
UGCUAACAGUUAGCUUCUACUAGCCAAGACGUGAUUUGCUCUUUCCAGGACGCUAAACCAACAACAGCCUUCUCCAUUGUGAGCCAAAAUGGCUGGCUGCUCAACAACAUCUAAGUCUAACUGGAAGCACAUUCUCCAGCUGGCAUCCAAAUCUUUCACCCCCCUGCCAGAGCUGGGGUGGUGGGGGUGGCGGAAAGUCCCGCCUUGCCUCCGGCCCCUGGAGCAUCAUCAGAUUCGGGCGCGCUGUCAGCCAAUGAGCCGAGCUGCAGAUGCAAGCAGAGAAGACGGCUCUGCAAACUGGGACGGACACAUUCCGACCAGAGGGAUUACAAUCAGAAUCCACUGCUAAUCUGCAUCAGACAAAAAUGGAGAAUAAAAUGACAAACUUCUGUGGAAAAUGGAAAAUGAAGUCUUCUGAAAACUUUGAGGAACUUUUGAAAGCGCUGGGUGUGAACGUGUUCCUAAGGAAGAUUGCAGUGGCGGCUGCUUCCAGUCCGACUGUAGAAAUCACUCAGCAAGAAGAAAUGCUCUCCAUAAAGACAUCCACCAGCGUUCGCACUACCCAUGUGUCCUUCACUGUGGGUCAGUCGUUCGACGAGACCACCGUGGACGGCCGGCCCUGCACGAGUUUUCCAAAGUGGGAAACGGAUCAAAAGAUCAGCUGUGAACAGACUUUACUGAAAGGUGACGGGCCAAAGACAUCCUGGACCCGAGAACUGACCACCAAUGGAGAGCUCAUACUGACAAUGACUGCUGGGGAUGUGGUCUGCACCAGGGUUUAUGAGAGGGAAUGAGGACGUAUGUUUCAUUGUACCGUUACACAGUACUUCUUUUUGCAUGGCUUACAUUGACUUGGUUUGCUUUCUUCAUCUUCAUGCUCCUACCAAGAACUGAUUGGUCUUUCUCAAAGGUGAACUCUGCAGGGAGCAAGCUGCCUUAUGGGCUCGACACACGGGAGGCGACAUCGCCUCUCCUCCAUUCAUUUUCAAUGAGACAUGCGCGACAAAGCGAUAAUCGCGGGUCUCCCUCCUACCAAGCGAAACGCGAAAAACGUGCGUGUGAAAUUUUGCGCUCGUGCACGUGUCGUGCACAGGCGACCCAGCGACGCAAUCCCAGAAAUUUGAAACAUUUUCAACUUUUCAUCGCUGUCGCUCGGACGAGGACCAAUCAACGGAGGUUUCAUUCACUGACCAAUGAGCAAACAUGGAGAAGUUGAUUAUUAUGUUUUAUAUAGUAAAAUCAGGAGUAAGAUUUCACAUAACUCUAGCAGCACUUAGUGAAACAUCAUAUCUACCGCUUUUUUAACUCUGAACCGCUUAAAUAACCUUAAUUCCCUCCAACCUGACACAGCCAAACAAAACAUCGGAAUUUUCGAUUUCGCCAUGGAACAGAACGCCUAGACGGUUUUGCCGCUGGCCGCUGCCGCGGAUCGCCUCCCGUGUGUCAGGUAAUAAAAGCGACAGAGACAAAUUUCGCUGAUCGCGGUCGUUUGUCGCCUCCCGUGUGUCGAGCCCAUUAGUCAUCAGUUUCACUCUAGAUGAUUGAUUUAGCCAAGUUUUACAUUCCGUAUAAAUCUCUUUCAGCAGUAUGUAUCUUCUUUUUUAAGAUAAUAAUAAACAAUUUUACAUGAAA